CCCUAAAGCUCUCUUGACCCUGUAAUUCUGCUCUUUUACUCGUGUGUAGGGGUUUCAUACUGGGGCCUCAGGACCCAGUCUUGUUCUCAUCUGUUCUGGGUGGCAGGGAUCACAGGUCCUUUCUAAUUGAAUUGCAUGAAUUAGUUAGUUAAUUUGUAAAUUUAUUGGAACUGUAUAUCUCCCUACUUAAGUAUUAAAACAUGAAGUGGAACCUAGUGUUCCUUGGGCUCCUCCUGACCUUCGGACAGCUGUCAUGGGGCCAGAAAGGCAUGGACAUCCCAGAGUACGAUGGAAAGGACCGCGUUCAUGACCUUAAUGCCAAAAAUUACAAGUCUGUGAUGAAGAAAUAUGAUGUGAUGGUGGUGUACUACCAUGAGCACGUAGGAUCCAGCAAAGUCGCCCAGAAACAGUUCCAGAUUGAGGAGCUAGCCCUUGAGCUUGCUGCUCAAGUCCUGGAGGACCUAGACGACGAGGACAUCGGAAUUGGCCUACUCGAUGAGAAGAAAGACCGUGCUGUUGCCAAGAAACUAGGUCUGGACGAGGCUGACAGUAUAUAUGUCUUCAUUGAGGAUGAGGUCAUUGAAUACGAUGGAGAGCUUGCUGCGGACACACUGGCGGAGUUCCUCUAUGAUGUCAUUGAGGAUCCAGUUGAGAUCAUUGAUAAUGUGCGUGAGUUGAGAGGUUUCCAUAAUAUUGAGGAGGAUAUCAAGCUGGUGGGCUUCUUCAAGAAUUCUAAAUCUGACCACUAUCAUGCUUUUGAGGAUGCUGCAGAGGAGUUCCAUCCACACAUCAAGUUCUUUGCCACAUUUAGUCCAAAGGUUGCUAAUAGUCUAGACUUAAAGUUGAAUGAGGUGGACUUCUAUGAGCCCUUCAUGGAUGAUCCCAUUCUCAUCCCUGGUAAACCCUACACUGAGGAAGAACUUGUUGAAUUCAUUGAGGACAAUGAAAGGCCAACACUGAGGAAAAUGCAGCCACACAACAUGUAUGAGAUCUGGGAGGAUGCUUUGGAUGGCGAGCAUAUAAUUGCUUUCGCUGAGGAGGAUGACCCAGAUGGCUUUGAAUUCCUUGAAAUUCUGAAGGAGGUGGCAGAGGAUAACACGGACAAUCCCGACCUGAGCAUCAUCUGGAUUGACCCAGAUGACUUCCCCCUGCUUGUCCAUUACUGGGAGAAGACCUUCGACAUUGACCUGUCCUCACCUCAGAUUGGCGUAGUGGAGGUUGAUGAUGCUGAGAGUGUCUGGUUAGAAAUGGAUGAUGAUGACAUGCCAACUGUAAAAGAGCUUGAGGAUUGGCUGGAGGAUGUGCUAGAGAACAAAAUUGACCCUGAUGACGACGAUGAUGACGAUGACGAUGAUGACGACGAUGAUGAUGACGAUGACGACGACGACGACGAUGAUGAUGACGACGACGACGACGACGAUGACGACGAUGAUGAUGACGAUGAUGACGAUGACGACGACGAUGAUGACGAUGAUGACGACGACGAUGAUGAUGAUGACGAUGAUGAUGACGAUGAUGAUGAUGAUGAUGAUGAUGACGACGAUGAUGACGACGAUGACGAUGAUGAUUAAACUCUUACCGUCUUACAUGUUACUAUGUAUUGUCUGGUCUAAAGUCUAUUUUCAAUUGCCUCUGUCUGAAUCAUCGUCAUUAUCAAAAUUCCUUUCCGACAACAAUUAAGUUUAAAAAUGUCAUUAUAAUUUAACUGUCAUCUUGUUACAGACAUCUGUAUUCACAAGGAAUGUGCUCCAACCUGGCAUCAUUCUCACACCCAUAACCCUCAUAUUAUACUCAAAGACGACACUCUCUGAGAACUUUAGAUCAAAUUUUCUCUUCUAAAUGUUGAAAAAUAUUAUCAUUACCAAUAGCAAUAGAUGUGUUUUGCUAUGAGUUCAUUUCCAUCAAAUUUUUUCUAUGGACAUACUGUAAAUGGCAGCACUAAUACAUCUGGAAAAGGGCCUGGCUUUCAAAAUAUGCAAUCAAAAAUAUGUAAGACUCUCAGAGGGAGCGCCAAGAUUAUUUUAAGUGUAACUCCAUCUGUUAAAUUUGUUUUUAUCAGACUGUUUAUUUGUAUGUGGAUGGAUUGUUUGUCCCACAGUGAUAGGACCUAAAUGUGCUAAGCAGGCCUUUCCUUAAGGUCAUUAGUCAUACCUUUGUUAAGAUGGGAUGUGACCUUAUGUGACUUUAGAUGGAAAAAGGAUUGCCCAACCUUCCAUUUGUGUCUAAAAAGUGCAGUAAAUCACAAACGUUUUCUACUGAAAAUAAAUACAAGUAUAUAUAUUUUUUUUAAUACAAAAGACAACUUGGUUUUACUCUUAAGUCUUAAAAUAAUAAAUAUGAUUGGAAUUAAGUGGUGUAAAUCACAGUUUUAUUUUAAAAUGCAUGACAAAAAUAAUUGUGAGAAUUGUGGUUUUAUAGUUUGAUAGACUUCAGGUUUUAAUUAUGCAGUAAAAUACUAAUUUUAAUUAUGCAGUUGUCCUUUAACUUCAUUAAGAGAGGGAGUAGUUGUAGGUCUACUGAAAAUUAUGCUACAAUCAUAAAACAGGCAAUCCUUCUUUCAAAGGUACUUCUCAUUAAAACCUUUAAUCACAACAACUAGAUAACUGAAGACGACUACCACUACACUUUCCUUCUCAAAAAUGUAAUAGCUUAACACAUACUGCAACAUAUAUGCAAUAUAAAAUAUUGCCACCUUUUAACAAACUUUCCUAGUUUCAUCAAAAGUUAUGCAUUUCUUUUUGGCAUUUAUGAUAUUUGUUAUCUUCACUUCAGUAAAAGCAAUAGCCAAGUAUGUUGAAAGAUUAUCAAAGGCUGUCAUGUCUUACCAAGACACAACACAUUUUUAAACCAAUUCAAAUAAUUUUUUUUUUGUUUAAUUUGAUUCACAAUUCUUUCUAAUUAAAAGCAAUUACCUAUACAUUAACAUUUAAAGUUUUCACUCAUUUUAUUUCAGGUUAAAAUCACAUGUUAUUAAUUUCAUUUUGAAAGUGUAUAUACCUGAAGAGACACACUAUUUGUAAGUUAAACUUUGAUUUCAGAGCACAAACAUUGAUUUGAGUGGCUAAAAUAUUCAUGCUACGCUUAGGAAAAAUCCCUGCAGUUGUGCCAUAUAAUUGCAACAUUGUUUUUUAAAACAGUAAUAACACAUGAAGACAUCAGUUCCUCAAGGCAGAUUAUUCAUCUGCUUUUUCUGGUUCCAGGGUUGGUGGUAGAUUUCAGUAUUGAUUUCUUUAGAUUCAACUCAAAUGGAAUAUACAUCAUCUGAAUGGGGCACUGCAUUUCUCUUAAAUGUACAAUGUGGUUUUAUGCGAGGAUACAAAUGUUCCUUUGCUAAAAGAUAGAAUGUUUUCUGUUGUCUCCUGUGCUCACAAAGGGAUACUAUUGUAUCUGAAGAUAUUAAUCAGAAUUUUGUGUCUGUCAUUUUAUCUGAAUUCUGCCUCAUUAGUGUAUUUUAUUGCUAUGAUCACCCAGAUCUUCAUGUUACAAAAUAAUUUAAAAUUGGCUAAUUGGCUAGUAAUAAAAAGAGAAGUUAUAGGCUAUUGGUAUGUUCAGAUUAAAUCAAGUUUUAUUCAAAUUUGGUUUAUUUUUAUUCCAGCAAGCAGUGCAAAUAUACACAGGACAAGGGGUACUUUGUAGACUAUACACUCUGUAAACACAUGUUUAAGUAAACACAGUAUGAAAUAGUUUGUCUAAAAGGAACAAAGACUCAUGCUAAUUAGCCUAAUGAUGCCAUUUUAUAGACUAAAACAAGGCAAAAUGGUUAAAUUUGACCACUACACCACAUAAAAUGUUUUUAUUUUUUUUAUUAUUAGCCCUGCUGUCACUUUGUAAGUCAUCCGGAAGGCUUAUUCACUGUGGGUUCCCGCAGGAAUAGGCCGCAACAGUCUAGAAGUAAAAAUCCCCCCAUAGAUAAAAUGAUUUUUAACAAUAACUUACAAUCCUUUAUAGACAGACCUAGUGAGAUUUGAGGUUGUUCACUGAUGGUAUAUGGUUCUGUUGAAGCCAGAAAUGCCCACCAAACAAGCACGGAUGUGAAUGCCAGCUAACAUGAUGCACAGUGAUUAACACAAAUGAAUCAGUCUCCCUUCACCCUCCAACGUAUAUGUUUGCAUAUAUUGGAAUUUUUCGCAACAAAUGUAAAAUAGCAUUUCUAUACUUAUAAUCAACAACAUAAAAUCAACAGUUUUAUAUAUAUUUCCUUCAUUUAAUAUUUGAAUACCUCAUUCGCAAUGCUUUAUGGGAUUGUAGUUCAAGCCCUCAUGAAAAACGGUAAGUACACAGUCUUGUACCUUUGUCUUUUUGUCCAAUUUUAAAAUAUGUUUUUGUUUCAAAAUAAAGUUUGUAAUGUUAAGAUACA
Xyrauchen texanus (razorback sucker) is the source of this 4357-nucleotide messenger RNA. Its product is annotated as calsequestrin-1-like. Lineage: Eukaryota; Metazoa; Chordata; Actinopteri; Cypriniformes; Catostomidae. Bases 201 to 1571 code for a protein of 456 amino acids. Gene Ontology annotation, biological process: regulation of skeletal muscle contraction by regulation of release of sequestered calcium ion. Gene Ontology annotation, cellular component: sarcoplasmic reticulum lumen. The transcript is spliced from 11 exons. Gene Ontology annotation, molecular function: calcium ion binding. The record is from RefSeq and is a predicted model, not a curated record.